AUGGAUCUCAAGACCUUAUUGAAAGAUCUCGAUGGCGCAGUAGAGAAGAUACAUCAGAUUCAAGCCAAUUUAACACAUUUUAGAGUAGAAGAAUUGGAUGUUAAGCUUAAGAAUCAGUUGGAGAAUUUGCUUUGUGAAUGGAGCUUGGCUCGAGAUGAUCAAACCAUGAGAGUAGAGUUGGGACUUGGUGAGCCAUUGGAUACAAUGCAUCAUCUUCUAUCGUCGAAUUUAUCGAAUUCGUCGAACUCAUGGAAACACCUUACAAAAUUCGAACAAGAAGGAUCGAUGUCUCCUCGCAGCACCAAACAAUUUCACAUCGAGAAGAAGGCCCACGAGCAGAAGAACCCUAUCGAUGAAAUUACUGCCUAUGUUUUAUUCCGUCCGCACUCUGAAAACCCCACCCUUCCCCACAGCCAUCCCUCCCAGCCUCCUUCCAUCCGCAUCUCGAAGUCCAAACUCUGGUUCUUCUCAUCAUUAUUCAGUGACCCCCUUGAGCAAAAGCAGAAUGGUCAGCUCGGAGAUGAUGAUGACAAUAUCGUGUACGAUGGAACCACGACUCAUCAACCGAGGAAAUACAUCGAUAAUCUGACAAUUUACACAACUGGUCUGAUUCAUUCGUAUUACUCAAGUUUCUUUGAAGGUCACGAUGAGUUUUCUGCGCUUUCCGAUGAUAGAGUUUGGAAUGCUUUCACACAUGGUUUGAGAUUGGUGGAGGAAGGAUAUUUAGAUGGGGGAUUGCUAUCAAAAAGGGAGCGGAUGGACCUGAAUCUGCGGGUGGAGUAUGCGAGCGUUUAA
Messenger RNA from Botrytis byssoidea, 795 nucleotides. RefSeq lists its product as uncharacterized. The transcript is spliced from 2 exons. The coding region runs from base 1 to 795 and encodes 264 amino acids. NCBI's taxonomy places the organism in Eukaryota, Fungi, Ascomycota, Leotiomycetes, Helotiales, Sclerotiniaceae. The record is from RefSeq and is a predicted model, not a curated record.